Salvelinus fontinalis (brook trout) is the source of this 3025-nucleotide messenger RNA. Its product is annotated as clathrin interactor 1-like. Gene Ontology annotation, cellular component: endosome; clathrin vesicle coat; plasma membrane. Bases 167 to 2062 code for a protein of 631 amino acids. Gene Ontology annotation, biological process: endocytosis. Lineage: Eukaryota; Metazoa; Chordata; Actinopteri; Salmoniformes; Salmonidae. The record is from RefSeq and is a predicted model, not a curated record. The transcript is spliced from 12 exons. Gene Ontology annotation, molecular function: phospholipid binding; clathrin binding.
UGAGCUACACUGACGUAUAGAGGACGUCUCCCGUAGUAAUGUGCCCACAGUGCUGGCUAGUGGAAGGGACUCCGAAUUCUGUUGUCGGUGACACAAAUCCAUCUGUGGUUGGAAACGGACUGGACGACGCAUUAUUGAGGCGGCGAGCCACUGAUAGAGCGUUUACAUGCUAAAUAUGUGGAAAGUCAGGGAAAUGGUGGAUAAAGCCACUAACGUGGUGAUGAACUACUCUGAGAUCGAGUCCAAGGUGCGAGAGGUCACCAACGAUGACCCCUGGGGUCCCUCUGGACAGCUCAUGGGAGAGAUCGCCAAGUCGACGUUCAUGUACGAGCAGUUCCCUGAGGUCAUGAACAUGCUGUGGACCAGAAUGCUGAAGGACAAUAAGAAGAACUGGAGAAGAGUUUACAAGGCCUUACUACUAUUGGCAUAUCUCAUCAGGAACGGAUCGGAGCGAGUUGUCACCAGCGCGAGGGAACACAUCUACGACCUUCGCUCCUUAGAAAACUACCAUUUUGUUGAUGAGAAUGGGAAGGACCAGGGCGUCAACGUGCGUCAGAAGGUGAAGGAGAUGGUGGAGUUUGUUCAGGAUGACGACCGGCUCCGGGAGGAGAGGAAGAAGGCCAAGAAAAACAAGGACAAGUACAUCGGCGUGUCCUCAGACGGCACUGGAGGAGGAGGAGGAUUCAACAAGACCAGCUCGGGGGAAAUGUUUGACUCUGAGCCCAAGGGGAAGUGGGAUGAGGACUGGGACAAGAGCAAAGGAGCCUUCCCCUUCAGUGAGAAGCUGGGAGAAAUCAGCGACAAGAUCGGCAGCACCAUCGACGACACUAUCAACAAGUUCCGCAAGAAUGAGAGGGAUGACUCGCCCGACAGAACCAGUGGCAACGAGGAGGACAGGGUAUCGCGGAACGGCCGGCCGGUGUCGGGGUCAGAGAAGCUGUCGGAGUUCAGAGAUGAGGAGGAGACUGUUACAACCACGAGCAUCCAGAUCAGCCAUGCAACGGAGACUACCACCACACGCAAACGGGCCGGCAUCCGCUCCAAAACCGUGGACCUGGGGGCCGCUGCACACUACACGGGGGAAAGGGGCAGGCUGGACGCAGACAACGUAAAGACGUCUGUUAGCCAGUCUUCAAGCUGUGGCCUUGCAGACCUUCUUAUGGUGGACUCUGAGUCCAGUCAGACUGCACCAGCAGGUGGCAGUUCAGACCUCCUCUGUGGUUUUGCUGACUUCUCCUCCCCAGCUGCCUCAGCCAGUCUCCCUUCAUCAGCCGGGCCAGGCUCCAGUGGGAAGGGUCAGUUUGGGGAUUGGAAUGCGUUCUCCAGUCCACCGGCCCCCACCCCACCCUCAGCUGACUUAUUUGACCUGAUUGGCUCCAAUCACACCUCCCUCAGCGCCUCCCAAAGCAUGACCUUCUCCAUGUGUGGUACCCAGAGUGUGGGUGUCGCCAACCACCGGCCUGCCCUAACCACCGGCCUGCCCAUCUCCAGAUCACAGAACUUUGGACCAAUGCAAGGGGGCUUAUUGCCCCAGCACAUGGAGCUCCAGAAGCCCUGCCUCCCCUCCACAUGGUCAGACCCCAGCGUCAACAUUAGCCUGGACUUCCUGUCUCCUGGUAUGCAGAUGACCACCUGCAAGCCCAGCCUCAACAACAUGUUACGACAAGAUCCCCUGCUUUCAGGAGUCCAGCCGCCCAUCAACCUGACUCAGAGUUUUGGAGGUCUGAAUCUGAACAUCCAGGCCACACCCAUCAGACUUUCCACCAACCCCAUGAUGCCCGCCAGUGCCAUGGGCCUAGGCAUGCCUCCCACCAUGGCAACGGGUACCAUGGGGAUGGGCGCCAUGCGAAUGGGAGGAGUGCCUGUCAAUCAGGGAAUUAUGGGAGUGAACAUGGUUGUGGCCCCCGCAGGCACCCUGGGUAUGCCAGGGAUGGGCGUAGGGCAGCCCAUGGUCAACCCUGCCAUGGUCAACCCCGCCAUGGUCAACCCUGCCAUGGUCAACGCUGCCAUGGUGCAAACCAAACAAGAUGCCUUCGCCAACUUCGGCAACUUCGGGAAAUGAGCGAGCUGAAGGAUUUCUGUGGAAGAGUUCUGUUCAGAAUACACCAUUAUGAACGGAAAGCUGCGUACACGGACUACUUGAGAAAUAUCUAAUGGUGUUACCCUUCAAUCCCUUCUCUUUAUAUACACUGAGUGUACAAAACAUUAGGAACACCUUCCUAAUAUUGACUUGCACUCCCUUUUGCCCUCAGAACAGCCUCAGUUCAUCGGGGCAUGGACUCUACAAGGUGUGGAAAGCGUUCCACAGGGGAUGCUGGUCCAUGUUGACUCUAAUGCUUCCCCACAGUUGUGUCAAGUUGGCUGGAUGUCCUUUGGGUGGUGGAUCAUUCUUGAUACACACGGGAAACUGUUGAGCAUGAAAAAUACCCAGCAGCGUUGCAGUUCUUGCCACAAACCAGUGCGUCUGGCACAAACUACUAUGCCCUGUUCACUUAACACCCUAUGAAUGGCACACUGACACAAUCCAUGUCUCAAGACAUCCUUCUUUAACCCGUCUCCUCCCCUUCAUCUAUCUGAUGGAAGUGGAUUUAAGUGACAUCAUUAAGGGAAUAUAGUUUUCACCUGGAUUCAGCUGGUCAGUCUGUCAUGGAAAGAGCAGGUGUCCUUCAUGUUUUGCACACUCAGAGAGAGUGUGUGUGUAAUCAAGAGUUUGAAUUAGUUUUGGGCGGGAAGGGCUUAACAUGUUGUAUAUGGUUGAAAGCAUAUACAUGAUACUUUCUUGGUGUUUCUACCAACACCAGAUAAAUACUUCAGAAAACAUGUUAAGGGUGUUACUGUGUCCCUUUUCUACUCUCAUGUUGUCAUGUCUCUGUUUUCAAACAUGUCAGAAGAGUGUUCAGGAAUUACCUCACAUUGACCAUACUUCAUGCCGGGACUCAGAACAGGAAUGGCAAAAUAUGUAAAUAUAUUUUGGGUGUGCAAAACAAAAAGUAUUAUUGCGCUAUUAAAGAUGUCUUGGAAAGUA